Molecule: messenger RNA, 3667 nt
Organism: Echinops telfairi (small Madagascar hedgehog)
Lineage: Eukaryota; Metazoa; Chordata; Mammalia; Afrosoricida; Tenrecidae
Gene: ATXN2L
Product: ataxin 2 like
Exons: 25
Coding region: 1-3153 (1050 amino acids)
Biological process (GO): cytoplasmic stress granule assembly
Cellular component (GO): cytoplasmic stress granule
Molecular function (GO): RNA binding
Source: RefSeq, a predicted model, not a curated record
AUGGAUCAAACCCCGGCUCGGUCCUGCGCCCGCAUCACAAUUGAAAUGUUUGAGCGCAUUCGCCGGCUUCCUCCGCGGGCGUGUGGAAUUGAGGGUGGUGGGACACGCAGGCGCAGUGGGUCCCGGUCGCGGGAGGUGGCAUUUCGGAGAGGCCCCUGGGCUUCAGUGCGCAGGCGCAGACCGGGCGAGGCCUCCCUCCUGGUGGCUGGCUGCUGCGGCUGCGCUGUCCCCUGGCCCCGCCAACGGCCCCCUGGAUCACUGGUUACAUCAGCCAUCCAGGAGCAGGGUUACGGGGCGAUUGGGGACCAGGCAGAGUCGGUAACUCUGAAUGGGGGACAGAGCACAGGAAAGGGACCCCCACAGUCACCGGUUUUUGAAGGUGUCUACAACAAUUCCAGAAUGUUGCAUUUCCUUACAGCAGUUGUGGGCUCUACUUGUGAUGUCAAGGUGAAAAACGGCACCACCUAUGAAGGCAUCUUCAAGACGCUGAGCUCCAAGUUUGAACUAGCAGUCGAUGCCGUGCACCGGAAAGCAUCUGAGCCAGCAGGUGGCCCUCGGCGGGAAGACAUCGUGGACACCAUGGUGUUUAAGCCAAGUGAUGUCAUGCUAGUCCAUUUUCGAAAUGUUGACUUCAAUUAUGCUACUAAAGACAAAUUCACUGACUCUGCCAUCGCCAUGAGCUCCAAGGUGAACGGAGAGCAUAAAGAGAAGGUGCUGCAGCGCUGGGAGGGGGGCGACAGCAACAGCGAUGACUACGACCUGGAGUCUGACAUGUCCAAUGGAUGGGACCCCAAUGAGAUGUUCAAGUUCAAUGAAGAAAACUAUGGUGUAAAGACCACCUAUGAUAGCAGUCUCUCCUCCUACACGGUGCCUUUAGAGAAGGACAACUCAGAAGAGUUUCGCCAGCGGGAACUCCGAGCCGCCCAGCUAGCCCGAGAGAUUGAAUCGAGCCCCCAGUACCGCCUGCGGAUCGCCAUGGAGAACGAUGAUGGGCGCACUGAGGAGGAGAAGCACAGUGCGGUCCAGCGGCAGAGCCCGGGCCGGGAGAGCCCCAGCCUGGCAUCUAGGGAAGGCAAAUACAUCCCUCUGCCCCAGCGAGUCCGGGAAGGUCCCCGGGGAGGUGUUCGAUGUAGCAGUUCCCGGGGUGGCCGGCCUGGCCUUAGCUCUUUGCCACCUCGUGGUCCUCACCAUCUUGACAACAGCAGCCCUGGGCCAGGCUCUGAGGCGAGGGGAAUCAAUGGAGGCCCUUCCCGAAUGUCCCCAAAGGCACAGCGGCCUCUGAGAGGGGCCAAGACUCUGUCUUCACCCAGCAGUCGGCCUCCUGGAGAAGCUUCUGUUCCACCUCCUCCUGCAGUGGGCCGGAUGUACCCCCCUCGCUCUCCCAAAUCUGCCACCCCUGCUCCAGUCUCAGCUUCCUGUCCUGAGCCUCCCAUUGGCUCGGCAGUGCCAACUUCUUCAGCUCCCGCCCCCGUGACAUCAUCGGUGGUGGAUCCUGGAGUGGGCUCCAUUUCCCCAGCUUCUCCAAAGAUCACUCUGGCCCCAGCAGAUGUGAAAGAACUCCCGACCAAGGAACCUGGGAGAAAUCUUGAGCCCCAGGAGCUGGCCCGGAUAGCUGGGAAAGUCCCUGGCCUGCAGAAUGAACAAAAACGAUUCCAACUGGAAGAACUGAGGAAGUUUGGGGCCCAGUUUAAGCUGCAGUCCAGUAGCUCCCCUGAGACAAGUCUGGAUCCCUUUCCUUCCCGGAUCAUAAAAGAAGAGGCCAAGGGGAAGGAGAAGGAGAUGGAUGGCCUCUUGGCUUCAGAACCCAUGGGGUCCCCAGUCCCCUCCAAGAUAGACUCAGUGUCAGAUAAAGAGGAGAAACCACCCCUGCCCCCUGCAGGAGGCCCCGAGGGACCGGAGCAUCCCCUACCAUCUUGUUCGAGCCAGACAGGCAGCCCCCCAGUGGGCCUCAUCAAGGGUGACGACAAGGACGAGGGCCCUGUUGCUGAACAAGUAAAGAAGUCGACACUGAACCCUAAUGCCAAGGAGUUCAACCCAGCAAAACCUCUGCUCUCUGUGAAUAAAUCCACCAGUACCCCAACCUCCCCGGGCCCCCGAACCCAUUCAACUCCUUCCAUCCCGGUGCUGACCACAGGCCAGAGUGGCUUAUAUAGCCCCCAGUACAUCUCCUACAUACCUCAGAUCCACAUGGGGCCAGCCGUGCAGGCACCUCAGAUGUAUCCAUAUCCUGUGUCCAACUCUGUGCCUGGGCAGCAGGGCAAGUACCGGGGCGCCAAAGGCUCCCUGCCCCCCCAGCGCUCGGACCAGCAUCAGCCCGCCUCAGCCCCGCCGAUGAUGCAGGCCGCAGCUGCUGCCGGCCCACCUCUGGUGGCCGCCACACCCUACUCUUCCUAUAUCCCCUACAACCCACAGCAGUUCCCAGGCCAGCCGGCCAUGAUGCAACCCAUGGCUCAUUACCCCUCCCAGCCAGUGUUUGCCCCCAUGCUUCAAAGCAGCCCACGCAUGCUGACGUCUGGGAGCCAUGCCCAGGCCAUCGUGUCGUCGUCCACCCCACAGUACCCUUCUGCGGAGCAGCCCACCCCCCAAGCCCUUUACGCCACUGUCCACCAGUCCUACCCACACCAUGCCACGCAGCUCCACGCCCACCAGCCACAGCCGGCCACCACGCCUACCGGGAGCCAACCACAGUCCCAGCACGCGGCCCCGAGUCCCGUCCAGCACCAGGCGGGACAGGCUCCACACCUGGGCAGUGGACAGCCACAGCAGAAUCUGUACCACCCAGGCGCCCUAACAGGCACGCCUCCUUCUCUGCCACCGGGACCUUCCGCCCAGUCCCCUCAGAGCAGCUUCCCCCAGCCAGCCGCUGUGUAUGCCAUCCAUGCCCACCAGCAGCUGCCCCACGGCUUCACCAACAUGGCCCAUGUCACCCAGGCCCAUGUCCAAACUGGAAUCACAGCAGCUCCGCCCCCUCACCCUGGGGCUCCCCACCCACCCCAGGUGAUGCUGCUGCACCCACCCCAGAGUCAUGGGGGGCCCCCCCAAGGCGCGGUGCCCCAGAGUGGGGUGCCUACACUCUCAGCUUCCACACCCUCACCCUACCCCUACAUCGGACACCCCCAAGCUCUCAGUGACCCCGACUGCCUCCUGACUUAGCCGAGUUCAAUCUCAUCCCUCCCAGCAGCUCCCCUUCCACCCCCCGGGGAACUGAAGAUUGUCCUGGCAGCGACCUGAGACCUCCAUGAGGAGGGAAGAGUGAUCUAUGUCUCUUCCCCCAGCAGCUCGGACCAGUCCCAGCCCCUGACCCCCUCCCCCUCUCCCCGCAGGGAAGCUGGGGAACGCCUGGCAAGCACCUUGAAUGGGAGGGGCCUCAAAGUGGGCAGGGGCAGGGUCCAGUUGGGUGGGUGGGGUUCCUGCUCUGGCUUUGCCUGUUCCCACCCCAUCUUGCCCUUCCAUCCUCUCAUCGCGCCCCUGCUGGAGACAGAAGAUCUUUUAUUUUCUAUUAUUUAUAACCUCAAGACUUGGGCCCCCUGUUCUUCCCCCAUUAUCGAGUGACCUGCGUGAAAGACAGACAGAUGCCCCACAGGAUGGUUGGACAAGGACUUUUACUUUUUAUUACAUAAAAAUAUUUAAAAAAAUAAUAAAAAAAUAAAAUUUUAAACUAACUUAA